Molecule: messenger RNA, 1139 nt
Organism: Peromyscus eremicus (cactus mouse)
Lineage: Eukaryota; Metazoa; Chordata; Mammalia; Rodentia; Cricetidae
Product: interferon-inducible protein AIM2-like
Exons: 4
Coding region: 63-1139 (358 amino acids)
Biological process (GO): activation of innate immune response; cellular response to interferon-beta
Cellular component (GO): AIM2 inflammasome complex
Molecular function (GO): double-stranded DNA binding
Source: RefSeq, a predicted model, not a curated record
UGCUUAGAGUGCUGUAAUCUUACGGCUGAGGUUUUGUUGCAGGCUGAUCUCUAGGCUGUAAGAUGGAGAGCGAAUAUAGGAAAAUACUGUUGUUGAACGGCCUGGACCAAAUCACGGAGGAGGAGCUGAAGCGGUUCAAGUUCCUUGUCACAGACAAGUUCGGCAUCCCGAGGAGCAAGCUGGAGGAAGCUACAAACAGGACAGAGUUAGCUGACCAGCUGAUUCAGAGUACAACAAACCCAUCGUCUGCGCUGAAAAAGACUAUUAGUCUUUUCCUGGAGUUGAAUUAUAGGAAUGCUGCAAAUUGUCUUCAGGAGGCAAAGAAAACAGCUGAUAUUCGAUCCAAGAAGAAAGGCUCACAGCAAGUAGAAAAAAAAAGUCAAGCUGAAAAUUGUUCUGGUGCCUCUGCUGCUAGCAGAGACAAAGCCAUCAAGAAACACUCUGCUGCAGAAGUCUGUCCUCAAGCCAAGCCUCAGAAGAAGCAGAUCGUGGCAGAACAGGAAGCCAUCAGAGAAGGUGUACAGAAAGAUCCACUGGCAGUCUUGGUGCUGAAAGCUAUAGAUCCUUUCGAGUGUGAGACUCAGGAAGGAAAGCAAGAGAUAUUCCAUGCGACAGUAGCCACAGAGACAACAUAUUUUUUUGUAAAAGUUUUAAAUGCACAGUUUAAAGAUAAGUUUAUCCCAAACGUAACAAUUAAAAUAUCGAACUAUCUUUGGCACAGUAACUUCUUGGAGGUGACCAGCUCCUCAACUGUGGUUGAAGUUGAUUCUGACCACAAAGUCUGUGUCCCAAAUAACAUUAGAGACAAAGCUGGGAGAACUCCCAAGAUUAGUAAGCUGAAAACUCAGCCUUGUGGAACAAUUGUGAAUGGGAUGUUUAAAGUCCAGAAGAUAAUACAGCAGCACAAGGAUAGAGUAAUAUAUGGUGUAUAUGACAACACAGGGGAGAUGGACGUGGUGGUGCUUGGAAAUCAAAGCAAAACAAAAUUCGAGGAAGGAGAUAAGCUUAGACUCUCAUUCUUUGAGGUGUCAGAAAAUAGAGAGGAAAAACAGUUGAAAUCUGGACCCUACAGCUUCUUUAAGGUAUGGAAGAACAUCAGUUCUCAACAGAGGACGUUAUUUUGUGUUUUCUGUCAGUAA